This is a messenger RNA of Pieris macdunnoughi, 234 nucleotides long. The record is from the annotation of a GenBank genome assembly. Lineage: Eukaryota; Metazoa; Arthropoda; Insecta; Lepidoptera; Pieridae.
AUGUUUAAAUCGAUAACCUUUGUAGAGGUUGCCUUACGAAGCCCCUUUGCAGGUAAUCCUGCCCACUUGGAGUUAUUGCCGCCGAGGGAAGGAAAGAUUACCUCGGUGGGAGAUAAGGAGGUCGACGGGGCUUGGAGUGCGAUUGUCCCCGAGUCAGGCGUCGAAUUGUGUCAAGUGAAGCGGCAAAUUGAACGGCCGAGCCUUCUGCGCACUCCGUCACUAAUCGUCACAUAA